This is a messenger RNA of Branchiostoma floridae (Florida lancelet), 2586 nucleotides long. Its product is annotated as mitochondrial dicarboxylate carrier-like. Gene Ontology annotation, molecular function: oxaloacetate transmembrane transporter activity; malate transmembrane transporter activity; antiporter activity. The record is from RefSeq and is a predicted model, not a curated record. Lineage: Eukaryota; Metazoa; Chordata; Leptocardii; Amphioxiformes; Branchiostomatidae. Gene Ontology annotation, biological process: oxaloacetate transport; phosphate ion transmembrane transport; malate transmembrane transport. The transcript has a single exon. Bases 594 to 1499 code for a protein of 301 amino acids.
AGUUCAUCCGCCAUCUUGUUUGUGGGCUUGUUUGUCCGGAUCCGCACGUCAGCUCGGCACGUCACGUAGGUCACGUGAAGUUCGCUCAAAGGUCGUUUUUUCCUGCAGACGUUAUAUGUUCAACGUUUACAGGCGUGCCGAGCUGCUCAGUGCUGCACAGGUUGCUCCUAACGGUAGGAAGCUUUUUCUUGGCCACGCCACGUCACAGGACACGCACCCCCCUCCCCACCAUUCAAACUAUCGUCGCGUCCAGCUUCAACUAUUCCCCCAGGACUGAUACCUGAAAUUGUCUUCAGCAAGCGCAAGGAAUUAUUCAACUACACCAAAGGUGAUGCGUGAUCGUGACCAUGUCCAUGGAAACCUAGCAGUGCGGGAUUGGUCAAGUUCUUGCCGAGUCACGAUGAUAGCUGCUUUUUUGUCUGAAACUUAAGCCCAGCUGAUACACAAGAACGUCACCACGGCCACACCACUGACUAGCGCCAGCUUGGUUGAACUGGAUUUGCUGUGCUGUCAGCCUGAGUUGUAACACUGUAAAAUCAAACAAACAGGAGACGUGGGUCCAGUUUGUUCAUCUGUUUACCUAAGUCUCCACCAUGACGUUAACAGGAUUUGCAGAUAGUGAAGAACUAAAAGCCAAGAAGGUCGGAAGAUGGUAUUUUGGGGGCGUGGCAUCUGCCAUGGCGGCCUGCUGUACCCACCCACUAGACCUGCUCAAAGUCCACCUCCAAACCCAACAGAAGAAGGAGUUUGGGCUGCUGCAGAUGGGUGUGAAGGUGGUGAAGGCAGAUGGAAUCACAGGGUUGUACAACGGGAUCACAGCGUCAGUCAUGAGACAACUCACCUACUCCAUGACCAGGUUUGCCAUCUACGAGACAGCAAAGACGAGGCUAGCAGAACAUUCGGGUGGUGCGAAUCUGCCUUUCUACCAGAAAGUGAUGCUGGCGUCGCUGGGAGGGUUCUGUGGCGGAGUUGUGGGCACGCCGGCCGAUAUGGUGAAUGUGAGGAUGCAGAAUGAUAUGAAGCUUCCGCCGGAGUCGAGGCGGAACUAUAAGCAUGUGUUCCACGGAUGGAGGUGUGUCAUAGCGGAGGAGGGCGUGAAGGGUUUGUUCUCGGGCGUGACGAUGGCGUCGUCCAGGGCAAUUCUCGUGACAGUCGGACAGAUCGCGUUCUACGACCAGUUCAAACAGAUGCUCCUGUCGACUAGCUUCAUGAAGGACAACAUCGUCACUCACUUCACCGCGAGCUUCAUGGCUGGCGGUGUUGCCACGGCGAUGACGCAGCCUGUGGAUGUGAUGAAAACGAGGUUGAUGAAUGCAGCACCAGGGCAGUACUCUGGCAUUUUGUCGUGCGCAAUGGAUAUCGGCAAAGUUGGUCCACUUGGGUUCUUCAAGGGGUUUGUUCCAGCGUUCGUGCGACUAGGCCCCCACACCAUCCUCACCUUUAUCUUCUUUGAGCAGCUCAGGAAGAACAUGGGUGUGCUUCCUGCUUACAAUGCAUAAGCACCACCUAGCAACUGUACUGAUACUGCAGGACUUAUGAUUCAUGGCAAUGAAAAUCUCAAUGAUGAAGUAUGAAAAUGGACCUAUGUUGCAAAACCAUAGCAGGAUUAAUGAUUUCAGAGAAGGGGGAUUGACUGUCACGUGUCAGGCUUUGUAAGUUUGUCAGUUCAAAACUUAGAUAGCAGCUACCGGGGUAUAUAGAGCAUCACUGGUCCAGCAUGAAUGAUGUCUGCAUCCAAAUGUGCUAUGCAUUCCCUUAGAUUCGCCUGAUUGUGAAUGUGAACUGUGUCAGUAAUGCUCAACAGUAAUGAUUAUGGAUAUGUCAGAUAAACAAAUGUAACAAAUGUUUGUGUUGCUGUGUACAUAGGCACAUACACAUUCAUGUUCAGUGAAUGAAUGGUUGUCCAACAUUCUAGCUCAUCUUGGAACAUAUCAGCACCUGUUUCAAAAUGGGAAUACAGUGUAUUCAAUUGUACCACCCCAGUGUUGCAUGAUUUUUAGUAAAAAGCCAGUCUUUGAUGGACUUGGUACCAGUUUUAGUAAUGGGAAAAGAAUAACUAUAACUCAGCUAUCUGCAUCAGUGAUAAGUGAGAAUGACCAAAAGUGUUGGACCAUAUGAACAAAUUACUUGUACGAGCUCGUAAAUUAGGAGUAAUGGAGCUCAUCUUAAAUGUCCUGGUGGAUACAAAUAGUAGUCAAUAGUAAUUCUUAGUUAAGGCCUAAAAUUACUGCCAGUUAACACUCCUAUGGAAAAACAAGUGUUGCCUUCUGAGAGGAAGUUGUACAUAGGGUAAUAAUAAACUUGGAGAUCAUAGAGGUGUGAGUGGGUUUAGCAUUGCUUUUUUCUGUUUAAUCAAGUACAUAGUCAGGAUAUCUGAAUAUCAGACAUUAUUAUAAAAGGACCAGGAUGUUUAUUAUUGUGACCAAACUAUUGAGUAUGAAUUUUUAGUUUUGAUUUUAGGUGAUUAUCAGUUACGAAUAUAGUGUAAGCAAAUUUCUUUUAUCUUCGCUGUUAGAGUGUUUCUAUUUGUAGUUGUCGGGUGAUCUUGAACUUACUUUAAUUGUAAUAAAAUGCAUCUUCGACGCA